UCAGAAACCUUAUAAAUUUCAAGAGUGGCAUAUAAAAGUUACUGGUUUUACGUUAGAAAUAUAAUUUUGUGAUUAUUAAAAUGGAAAAACUACAAGAGUAUCAAGGAUUUUCUGGUCGUCUUCAUCAAUGGCGGGAUAACUUUAAAGAAAGAUUUCAUAAUGACAACGAAGAAAACACGUUAAACUUGUUCGAAAAAGCUAAAAAUACGGCUUUGGGUCAAUUGAAAGGCAAUAUCAGCGGAAAUGAGGAUUAUUCACACGUUUAUAGAUACAAAACCCGUGCAGAGUUAGUGCGCGUCUCCGCUGCAGUGAUGGGCAUUGAGUUUUCAUAUGCUGCUGAAACAGCGUUUGUGUCACCCACAUUGCUGAAAAUUGGCGUAGAGCAUCAGCACAUGACGUUGGUGUGGGCGUUGUCUCCGCUGGUAGGAUUUUUUCUAUGCCCUAUACUAGGGUCCUUUUCAGACCGUUGCAAGUUAAAUAUGGGACGUCGUCGUCCGUUUAUAAUUCUUUUGUCAAUAGGAGUAUUUCUUGGAUUAAUUUUAGUACCAAAUGGAGAAAAUUUGGGUUAUUGGUUGGGCGAUGUAGAUCCACAUUUGCAACUUACUGCUAUCAAUACUACUUAUAAUGCUUCUCACAAUUUUGUGAACUUAGUUCCACACAGAGCCUCCGCGUCCACAUCGGAAGAUAAGGGCUUCUCUAAAACCUCACACCCUUGGGGAAUAUUUUUUACAGUUCUCGGCACAGUUCUUCUUGAUUUUGAUGCAGAUGCCUGCCAAAGUCCUUCGCGAGCAUAUCUUUUGGAUGUUUGCAUUCCUGAAGAUCACGCUAAGGGAUUGUCCACGUUUACUAUAAUGGCUGGAUUAGGUGGUUUCUUUGGUUACUCAAUGGGCGCAUUGAAUUGGGAUGAGACCGAAAUUGGCCGACGAUUGGGAGGACAUGUCAAGGCUGUAUUUACUAUUAUCACAUUUAUAUUCCUCGCCUGUGUGUCCUUUACAAUAACCAGCUUUAAGGAGAUUCCACUUUGGUUGCUAACAAAUCCAAAGUAUAAAACGAGUUCACAAGACCAACAGCACAAAUCGUGUUUAAACUAUGGUACUAUUAUUAAUGACGAUAGUAACAAAAACAUUGAAACUGUGGAUGAGGCUGUCGUGUCGGUUACUUCGGAUAAUUAUUACAACAUCCAAGAGAACGUUGAUGAAACCACAUUUACUGAUAACCCGGAUAACACAGUCGAAACUGUUAUUGAUUCUACAGGACCUCAAGAGGGCGUUGAAAUAGAAUCGCUCACGCAUUACCUUCUUUCGAUUAUCCAUAUGCCAUACUCUCUACGCAUUGUUUGCCUUACGAAUCUCUUUUGCUGGAUGUCACAUGUGUGCUACUCACUCUAUUUCACUGACUUUGUGGGUGAAGCUGUUUUUAAUGGUGACCCUAAAGCUAUUGAGGGCUCUGUUUCGCAACAAAAAUAUGAGGAAGGUGUUCGAUUCGGCUGCUGGGGAAUGGCAAUGUAUUCACUUUCGUGUGCUUGUUAUUCGCUUGUCAUCGAUAAGCUUAUUCAGCGAUUCAAGGCAAAAACUGUAUAUGUUGGUGGACUUUUGUUCUAUUGCACUGGAAUGACUUUAAUGGCUCUUACGCGUGCUAAAAGCAGUGUCAUUAUAUUCAGCUGGACGGCUGGAGUCAUGUACUCAACUCUCUUUACCAUGCCGUACUUGUUGAUUGCGCACUAUCACUCAAUAGGCACAUUUGAGGUGGAUGGAGGUGGCCUCGCUAAGCUAGGAUCUGGUGUCCGAGGUUUGGGGACUGAUGUUGCCAUUGUCAGCAGUAUGGUUUUUCUAGCUCAAUUUAUUUUGUCGAUGUGCAUGGGCAUGAUUGUUAAGAUUUCUGGGACGACAACUGCUGUUAUAAGUACGGCCAGCUUCUUGAGUUUUUGUGGUGCAUUAUCAGCAACCAAAAUUAUUUAUUUAGAUUUAUAA
Drosophila busckii is the source of this 1970-nucleotide messenger RNA. It is a transcript of the gene lovit, whose product is annotated as proton-associated sugar transporter A. Gene Ontology annotation, cellular component: membrane. The transcript has 7 exons. Gene Ontology annotation, molecular function: sucrose:proton symporter activity. The record is from RefSeq and is a predicted model, not a curated record. Lineage: Eukaryota; Metazoa; Arthropoda; Insecta; Diptera; Drosophilidae. The coding region runs from base 81 to 1970 and encodes 629 amino acids.